GUGAUGGAAAGUGUGUCAUUUGUGACUCAUAUGUACGACCCUGUACUCUUGUAAGGAUUUGUGAUGAAUGCAACUAUGGAUCCUAUCAGGGACGUUGUGUCAUUUGUGGAGGUCCAGGUGUAUCUGAUGCAUACUACUGUAAAGAGUGCACAAUAAUGGAAAAAGAUGUAGGGAGUGGCAAAUGUUUCAUCUCUUGUCAAUAUGUUUGUUGUUUAUGGAUAUUUUACACAUACAAAUUGCAUCUCAUAGAUUUUUAUAUCUUUUUAUAUCUUAUUAGUCUGUUGUGUAAUUAAAAUGAGAGGGGGCUAGAGGAGGGGGGUAUAAAAAUGUAUUUUUCAUCUACUGAAAAGAUAUGUUUAAGUAUAUAUUGGAAGUUUUGUGGUUCUGUCAUCUCCCCACCUUCCUGUACCGGUAUUAAAUGUAGCACAGGCCCCACGCCUUUUUUUAAUUAAAAUGCAAAAAACCAACAAACCAUUCAUGAUGUUGUUUUUUUUUAAAAUGGCAAUACUGGUACUAUAAAACAGGGCACAUAUUAAAGAGACGUUUCAAAUUAAACUUAUUCAACCUUUAUUGCAUAAUAACUUUCUUAAAAUCUUUUCUUUUCCCCUUUGUAGUCUACCAUUUCAGCUGGCUGAAAACGCAGAAAAAAUAAUUUAAUUUCCAAGGCCUCAUUUCUGAUUUUAUAUUAGUUAAUAUGGUGCAUCAAAGGAAACCACUUUUAGUUGUCCAAAAGUUAUUCUUUUAUUGGGUUAUGUUUAAUUGUGAAAUGUAAUAACUCCAAUGGGACAAAGCUAGCACAGGUGAGCCGCUGGCAACAUAGUCCCAUAUUGUGGACCAGAGCCUCUGCCAACAUAGUCUCAUAUUGUGGACCAGAGCCGCUGCCAAAAUAGUCUCAUAUUGUGGACCAGAGCCUCUGCCAACUUAGUCUCAUAUUGUGGACCAUAGUCUCAUAUUGUGGACCAGAGCCUCUGUCAACAUAGUCUCAUAUUGUGGACCAGAGCCUCUGCCAACAUAGUCUCAUAUUGUGGACCAGAGCCUCUGCCAACAUAGUCUCAUAUUGUGGACCAGAGCCUCUGCCAACAUAGUCUCAUAUUGUGGACCAGAGCCUCUGCCAACAUAGUCUCAUAUUGUGGACCAGAGCCUCUGCCAACAUAGUCUCAUAUUGUGGACCAGAGCCUCUGCCAACAUAGUCUCAUAUUGUGGACCAGAGCCUCUGCCAACAUAGUCUCAUAUUGUGGACCAGAGCCUCUGCCAACAUAGUCUCAUAUUGUGGACCAGAGCCUCUGCCAACAUAGUCUCAUAUUGUGGACCAGAGCCUCUGCCAACAUAGUCUCAUAUUGUGGACCAGAGCCUCUGCCAACAUAGUCUCAUAUUGUGGACCAGAGCCUCUGCCAACAUAGUCUCAUAUUGUGGACCAGAGCCUCUGCCAACAUAGUCUCAUAUUGUGGACCAGAGCCUCUGCCAACAUAGUCUCAUAUUGUGGACCAGAGCCUCUGCCAACAUAGUCUCAUAUUGUGGACCAGAGCCUCUGCCAACAUAGUCUCAUAUUGUGGACCAGAGCCUCUGCCAACAUAGUCCCAUAUUGUGGACCAGAGCCUCUGCCAACUAAAAAAUAUCCAAUGUUAUCGAUGUAAUAAUAGCAGGCAAUUUGCGAUUAUUUCUACCUGCUAUUGCAAAAACUCAUUCCAAUUCCUUAUUUUAAGAAGUAACUUCGUAAUGAUGUUUACGUUUCUAACAUUAAAAUUUUUAAGAACUCGUUUUCUGCUAUAUAUUCGAAGCCUACCCAACCCCUUUUUGUACUGCUAAGCUACACUUUUUUUCUCUAAACAUGACCUUAAAUUACCAAACCUAAAAGAUCACUAAUAUUUAUACGCUAGAGAAAUACUUUAGAUGUCAUGUGUUUUUAAAUUUUAAAUUGUGAAAUGUUGGACCUACCCUGCUACAUUUCAUGGCCCUGAACUAAAAAAAAUUUCCCCUAAAAAAUUGUGGAAAAAGAAAAAUCUUGUAACCAUCAUCCCAUCUGUAAAAGCCUUUAGUGUCUUUUUUACAGAAAUGUUAUUAAUUUCAUAAUACACCCACGUUACUUUUUGCAAAGUAAAAAAUAAAAAUAUUUUAUGAAAGAAAGUCUUAACCUAUCUCUAUUUUUCAAAUAUAAAUUUUCAUGUGUGUAAAAUGAUUGGGUUUUAAUAUUCACGGGCAUACUUAUUUAAAUGUACCCAAGUUUUGUUAACGCCAUUGAUUUUCUUAAUUGUGAAAACAUAAGUUUAUUUGUUAAAAGAGAGUAAAACCUCUUUUACACAACUGUAAUAUCAUAGGAUUUAAAGGUAUUGUCAUCAUGUAAAAAUGUAAACAUCCUGUUUCAUACCCCAAAUAUUUAUAUACCGGUACUGUAACUAUGAAGGUUAAUUAAUUAUCAAGAAGGUUAAUUAAUUAUCGAAUUCAUGCCUUUAUUCUGAGGCGUAUCUUGUGCUGCUUAGGGAAAAGUGAAAGUAUAAAGAAAAAAACAAAUUCGACAAAAAAUCAUCCAUGAGAUUGUAGCCCCCUACACGCUAUUACACAUUUUUUGCACUUCGUGUGCUUUGUUCUUAUUUGUUUAGUGAUGCAUGCACUAAUGAAUCCCAUUUAGCUAUGACGUUUUGCUGAACUAAUUGACUUAAAGUAAACAGCAUAUUCUUAUUAAAAGUAUUAGUAUACUUAGCGGUUAACUUUUUAUUACCGGUAUGUUAUAAAUUUGAUAGAGAUAUAUUUUUGGAAUGCAAAAAAAAUAAUAUAUAAUCUUAUUAAAUGUUAAAAAUACAAAGCUAAAAUUUGUUGUAUUUAUUAACAAUUUAAACAGCAAUCAAGUGACGUCCGGUUGUUAAAUCAAAGAAAAGUAGAGCUUUGACUAAAAUAGGCUAUUCACGCAAGGAUGUCAUUAGUGUGCUUAUUUAAAAUAAAUUAAUUUUAAUUUUAUUUUGCAUUAUUAAGAACGCUCUAAAAGCAACAGCUGUUUGGGUUUUUCCAAUAAAUGCGAUUACGAUGUAAUUCUUCAAUAAAAAUUUUUUCAUAACCUUCAAACUCAAAUAAAAUACUUAAAAUAUUUCCUUUAAUUUUUUUUAUUUAAAUGUAUUUGUAAUUUAUAAUAAUAGUAUUUAAACAUUUACUAAAAUAAAGUGGAUAUAUUUUAUUUUUUGCGCAUUUUAAAUUUAGAUUUCCUAAAAAUAUUUGAAAAUCACUAUCAUUGUUUUUAAGAAUCCGAACAUAUUUAAAUAGUUUAUUUGGCGUUAUGCUCAGCCUAGCUCAUUCUUAUAUAUAUAGUAAGCUAUUAUAUUAAAAAGUAUAUAGUGUUUUCCCUACUUUUAGUGGGUUUUUUUCCUGAAAAAAAUGUAUGUUAUUAGACACUGUUCGUGUGAAAAUUGACAAUUUUGUAACAUCGCUUGGGCCAGCGUAUUAAAUUUUUUUACAUUUUGUCUUUUUUUUGGUGGCUAGAGUGACCCAGUCGACCAGAGUAGUUGUAAUUGUACACUAUUGUUCAUAUAUGCAGGUCCACCUUCUAAUAGCCUUUACAUCAUUUUGCAGUUGCUUCCACUUCCAGUGUCACUUAAACAAAAAAAUAGAUGUCUAAACCAAAUCUUUUUUUAAAUAAUAAGGUUUUAAUUUAUGUAUAGUAAUUAUGAAUGGGCGUUAUACUUCUGCUGAGUGUUUAGCUGUUUUUAAAUAUAAGCUAUACCAGUCUAAUCUACUGCAAUUGUUUAUAUUACACUCAAUGGUUUAAUGUCAGUUGUAUUCUGUUUUUCCAGAGAGACGGAUGUCCAAAGAUUGUCAACCUUGGUAGUGCCAAAACGGAUUUGUUUUAUGAAAGAAAGAAAUAUGGCUUCAAGAAAAGAUAGUCUUGUUUUAUUCUAUGUUUUUAGUCAUUCAUUUGUAAAAAAAAAAAAAGAAAAGAAAAAAGAAUCAUCACCCUAUUAAAACUGUAAAUAGCUGCAUUAUCUUUGCUAUAUUUUAUUCAUUUUCUUUUGGUGUUUGUUGAAGGUUUAGAUCAGGGGUAGCCAACCUAAAUAGCUCCAGGGGCCGCUUUGAUUGCAAGUCAACUCUUUGCAGGUUGCAAUCCAUUCAACCUAAUAAAGCAAAUAGAGUAAAUAGCGAAUAAAUGCUGUGCAGGUUUAUUUAUUUAUU
Lymnaea stagnalis (great pond snail) is the source of this 4155-nucleotide messenger RNA. The record is from the annotation of a GenBank genome assembly. NCBI's taxonomy places the organism in Eukaryota, Metazoa, Mollusca, Gastropoda, Lymnaeidae.